GUUCAAGUGAAAUACCAGUCUCAAGAGAAACAUUAAAAUAUGAUUUUCAAGUACAUCCAAGAGCCAGUCCAAGGCGCUCUGCUUCGGUCCAGAGACUCGCUGAUCUACCUAAACAGAUCCAUAGAUCAAAUGGGAUGGAGGCUGCCGCCACGAACGAAGCCAUAUUGGUGGCUUUACUACAUCUGGACACUGGUGGUCAUAGUACUCGUCUUCAUCUUCAUACCCUACGGACUCAUAAUGACUGGAAUAAAGGAGUUCAAGAACUUCACGACCACGGAUCUGUUUACUUAUGUCCAGGUGCCGGUCAACACCAAUGCCUCCAUCAUGAAGGGCAUUAUAGUGUUGUUUAUGCGGAGGCGAUUCUCAACGGCUCAAAAGAUGAUGGACGCUAUGGACACUCGGUGCACCAAGAUGGAGGAGAAGGUCCAGGUGCACCGAGCAGCGGCUUUAUGCAACCGCGUUGUUGUGAUUUACCAUUGCAUCUACUUCGGCUACCUAUCCAUGGCCUUGAUGGGAGCUCUGGUAAUCGGGAAGACUCCAUUCUGUUUGUAUAAUCCACUGGUCAACCCCGACGAACAUUUCUAUCUGGCCACUGCAAUUGAGUCGGUCACCAUGGCUGGCAUUAUUCUGGCCAACCUCAUUUUGGACGUAUAUCCGAUCAUAUAUGUGGUCAUAUUGCGGAUGCACAUGGAGCUCUUGAGCGAAAGGAUCAAGAAACUGCGCACUGAGGUGGACAAGGGAGACGAUCAGCAUUAUGCGGAGCUGGUGGACUGUGUGAAGGAUCACAAGCUGAUUGUCGAAUAUGGAAACAUCCUACGGCCCAUGAUAUCAGCCACGAUGUUCAUCCAGCUGCUGUCCGUCGGACUGCUUUUGGGUCUGGCAGCGGUGUCCAUGCAGUUCUACAACACCGUCAUGGAGCGUUUUGUUUCUGGGGUCUACACCAUAGCCAUACUUUCCCAGACCUUUCCCUUUUGCUAUGUGUGUGAGCAGCUGAGCAGUGAUUGCGAGUCCCUGACCAACACACUGUUCCAUUCCAAGUGGAUUGGCGCUGAGCGACGUUAUAGAAGCACGAUGUUGUACUUCAUCCACAAUGUGCAGCAGUCGAUUUUGUUCACUGCGGGCGGAAUUUUCCCCAUAUGUCUAAACACCAAUAUUAAGAUGGCCAAGUUCGCUUUCUCAGUGGUGACCAUUGUAAAUGAGAUGGACUUGGCCGAGAAAUUGAGAAGGGAGUAAUUCGGCUUGUGUCAGAAAUUCGAUCAAAUCACUUUUAGAGAGGAAGUUUCCCAUUGUGCAAAUAAGCAAAGCAAAUAAACAAGCAACAAAUGUAGAUUGUAGAUCAGUUUAAACAUUUUGCAAAAAUUAUGGUAAUCUCUUAGAGGUCUGGCAAACUGAUUGCACCUUGACAAACAUAACUGACCUGGCAAACAAAGCAGAACUCCAAUUUUACUAUUACAGCCUGCCAUUAUAUGGUGGUAAAUGGGAAGCCCUCUUAUCUGGAGACUGCUCCGUCUCUUGGCACCUGCCGCUGGAGCACUCUGCCCGUCUGGAACUGCCGUCCGGUCCAUUACAGUUAUGGGCAGUUGGAGGCACUGCUGCACAUCUGCGCCGUCUUCUAAUUUCGAAUCGUGUUCCACAACAGCAACUCCAAGUGCAACAC
Drosophila erecta is the source of this 1657-nucleotide messenger RNA. It is a transcript of the gene Or85a, whose product is annotated as odorant receptor 85a. NCBI's taxonomy places the organism in Eukaryota, Metazoa, Arthropoda, Insecta, Diptera, Drosophilidae. The transcript is spliced from 3 exons. The record is from RefSeq and is a predicted model, not a curated record. Gene Ontology annotation, molecular function: olfactory receptor activity; odorant binding. Gene Ontology annotation, cellular component: plasma membrane. Gene Ontology annotation, biological process: sensory perception of smell; detection of chemical stimulus involved in sensory perception of smell. Bases 40 to 1233 code for a protein of 397 amino acids.